Aspergillus oryzae RIB40 is the source of this 588-nucleotide messenger RNA. RefSeq lists its product as uncharacterized. Lineage: Eukaryota; Fungi; Ascomycota; Eurotiomycetes; Eurotiales; Aspergillaceae. The transcript has a single exon. The record is from RefSeq and is a predicted model, not a curated record. Bases 1 to 588 code for a protein of 195 amino acids.
AUGUAUACCAUCAUUUCAUACGCCACUCUCUUCCUUUUUACCUUCCAGGUUUACGGAUCCAAUUCAGCAACAGACAGCUCCAACCCAGUUCCUUGGGAUAGUCUUGAUCUGGGCAGCAUCUUCGAAGAUAUUUUUGGUAGUCUGAUACCAGACGGAACAACAAACAGCACCUCGGAAAACGUUGGGAAUGCCAUCGAUGGCAUCAUAGGCUUAUUCUCAACGACCCUUGUCAAGGAUGUCGUUUCAUCAAUCACUCACAUGGCGGACCUCUUUGACAACCAAACAUCGUUUCAGACGAAAUCACUUAUCCAGAUAGGGACCAACGAGCUUACCAAUGAGACCAUCAAUGAGGUGACGAGCCUAUUGGAUAGUGCAAAUGUCCUCCUCACUGCCGACAAUGUCGAGUCAAUCAACAAUCUACUUGAGGAAGCAUCCCCUCUGCUCACGGAGGACUUCCUUAAUGAGAUAAACAACCUUCUCAACAAUACUAGCACGCUCCUGAAUUUUCCUUUGUCAACGAAACCAAAUCACUCAUCACUCAGGUCGACCCGCUGUUAUCCGAUCUAUCCUCCAAUUCUUCCGCUUUAA